Molecule: messenger RNA, 576 nt
Organism: Olea europaea var. sylvestris
Lineage: Eukaryota; Viridiplantae; Streptophyta; Magnoliopsida; Lamiales; Oleaceae
Exons: 1
Coding region: 1-576 (191 amino acids)
Source: RefSeq, a predicted model, not a curated record
AUGGGUUUAAACAGAGUGACUCAGACCAUACACGGCAAAGUAACUGCAUUGAUAGUGUAUGUGGAUGACAUGAUUAUCACAGGGGAUGAUAAAGAAGGGAUAUCCAGAAUUCAGAAACAGCUAGCGUCUGAGUUCAAGAUAAAGAACUUGGGAGGCCUCAAGUAUUUCCUGGGAAUUGAAGUGGUUAGAUCAAGACAAGGCAUAUGCCUAUCCCAAAGAAAAUAUGUGCUAGACUUGCUCGCUGAGGUGGGGAUGUUGGAAUGUAAACUAGCAGAUACUCCUAUCACUCAAAACCUUAAGCUGAGUGAGUGUUCAGAUCAAGUGCCAAUGAAUAAAGGGAGAUAUCAAAAAUUAGUUGGCAAACUUAUAUACUUGUCUCAUACUCGUCCAGAUAUUGCCUAUGCCGUAAGUGUAGUUAGCCAGUUUAUGCAUAGCCCUAGCAAAGACCACAUGGAUGCUGUGACUCGAAUACUUCGAUAUCUAAAGUCCUCAGCAGGGAGGGGACUGAUGUUUUCAAAGAAUGAUCACUUGAAAGUUGAUGGCUAUAUAGAUGUAGAUUGGGCGGGAAAAUUUUAG